This is a messenger RNA of Suillus plorans, 444 nucleotides long. RefSeq lists its product as uncharacterized. NCBI's taxonomy places the organism in Eukaryota, Fungi, Basidiomycota, Agaricomycetes, Boletales, Suillaceae. The record is from RefSeq and is a predicted model, not a curated record. The transcript is spliced from 2 exons. The coding region runs from base 1 to 444 and encodes 147 amino acids.
AUGGCCGAUGUUACAGACGACUGGAUUGACGAUGACAGCGAGGACGAAGAUGCUUUACGACCUCUUGACCAAAGUGUUGAACGGAACCCCGUUUUCUACAGGCCCGGAAAAGAUACUACAGCUACAUUGGCUGCAGACAGCAUCCGCCCUCCAACCACACCAUCUGGGGUUUCAGAUCUCAUCGAGGAGGUCGAUCCUGUGGUCAGCAUUGCCGACAGAGCCAAGACGCGCACUCGAAAGACUCAGGUCAAGAAGCCGACUUACGAGUCUGUCAACCAUGAUGUGAUAGAGUUGACAUCCGACUCCAACCUCGACGAACUAUCACUCAAGCAUCCACGCAAGCGGCAGAAAUCCCAAGACAAGCCCGUCAAGUCCAAGCCGAGACCCAGGCCUAAACCGAAGCCUAAAGCUAGGACAUCACCUUCACCGAAGGUUCCUGAAUAA